Pseudozyma flocculosa PF-1 is the source of this 6987-nucleotide messenger RNA. RefSeq lists its product as uncharacterized. Bases 1 to 6987 code for a protein of 2328 amino acids. Gene Ontology annotation, molecular function: DNA-directed DNA polymerase activity; DNA binding; single-stranded DNA 3'-5' DNA exonuclease activity. Gene Ontology annotation, biological process: nucleotide-excision repair, DNA gap filling; leading strand elongation; DNA replication proofreading. The transcript is spliced from 2 exons. Gene Ontology annotation, cellular component: epsilon DNA polymerase complex; nucleus. NCBI's taxonomy places the organism in Eukaryota, Fungi, Basidiomycota, Ustilaginomycetes, Ustilaginales, Ustilaginaceae. The record is from RefSeq and is a predicted model, not a curated record.
AUGUCCCGCACCUUUGGACUCACGUCGUCGAGAGGCGGAGCCAGCAACACACGAAGCAGAGGCACAUUCCGGAAACGCGGCGGCGGGUCCGGGUCGUUGUACCGCAACCCAAAGGAGCAGGCCGUCGCCGCCGCAUCGGCGCAGCUCACCAAGGGCAUCGACGAUGGCUCGGCCGUCGAGGAGCGCUUCCAGGAGGUCAAAGACCGGGACGAGAUCGACGAGAAGCUCGGCUUCUCCCGGAUAGAGGAGGGGCAAACGAGGCAGGCCUGGCUCGUCAACAUGCACCCGACGCUGGUCCGCGACCCGGACCACAGCACGGGCCGGAGCGGCGUCGACUUCUACUUUAUCCAGGACGACGCCAGCAUGUUCAAGGCCACCGUCCUCUUCCAGCCCUACUUUCUCGUCGGCUGCCGCGCCGGCACCGAGUCGGUCGUCGAGGAGUGGGCGCGGAGACGGUACGAGGGUCUGAUCCAGUCCAUCGAGCGCGUCCGCAAGGAGGACCUCAAGCUGCCCAACCACCUCGUCGGCAACCAGCGGCUCUACCUCAAGCUCAACUUCCUCAACGUCAACGACCUCCUCGCCGUGCGCAGGGAACUGCUGCCGCUUGCGCAGGAGGCGCAGAAGAAGCUGUCGGCCGUUGACACGUAUGCCGACGUGCUCAACGCCGCCGCCACCGCCGCGGCGGCGGUCGAGAUCGAGAUGGACGACGACAGCAUGGGCGGCGCCAGCUAUGCGCCCGGCGAGGACGGCUGGACCGGCGGGCCCAAGAAGCGCAGCGGCCACCAGGGGCUCGAGGCGUCCGAGUGCAUCAACGACAUCCGCGAGUACGACGUGCCCUACCACCUCCGCCUGGCCAUCGACAAGGGUAUCCGCGUCGGCUUCUGGUACGAUGUCAGCUUCGCCGCCGGCGUCGUCAAGCUCACCCACGUGCCCGAGCGCAUCAAGCGUGCCGACCCCGUCGUCAUGGCCUUCGACAUCGAGACGACCAAGCAGCCGCUCAAGUUCCCCGACGCCGAGACCGACGUCAUCAUGAUGAUCUCGUACAUGAUCGACGGCCAGGGCUACCUGAUCACCAACCGCGAGAUUGUCAGCGAGGACAUCGACGACUUUGAGUAUACGCCCAAGGCCGAGUACGAGGGACCCUUUCUCAUCUUCAACGAGGCCGACGAGUACGCGCUGCUACAGCGCUUUUUCCAGCACUUCCGCGAGGCGCACCCGACCGUCGUGGCCACCUACAACGGCGACUCGUUCGACUUCCCCUUUAUCGAUGCGAGGGCGUCGGCGCACGGCUUGUCGAUGCUGAGCGAGAUCGGGUUCGCCAUCGACGCCGAAAAGGAGUACAAGUCGCGCGCCUGCGCCCACCUCGACUGCUUCCGCUGGGUCAAGCGCGACUCGUACCUCCCGCAGGGCAGCCAGGGCCUCAAGGCCGUCACCGUCGCCAAGCUGGGCUACGACCCGAUGGAGCUGGACCCGGAGUUAAUGACGCCCUACGCCAUCGAGCAGCCGCAGACGCUGGCCCAGUACUCGGUCUCGGACGCCGUCGCCACCUACUACCUCUACAUGAAGUACGUUCACCCGUUCAUCUUCAGUCUUUGCAACAUCAUCCCGCUCAACCCGGACGAGGUGCUGCGCAAGGGCUCCGGCACGCUGUGCGAGACGCUGCUGAUGAUCCAAGCCUACGAGGGCAACAUCGUCAUGCCCAACCGCCACACGGACCCGGUGGGCAACACGUACAAGGGCCACCUGCUCGAGUCCGAGACGUACGUCGGCGGCCACGUCGAGGCGCUCGAGGCCGGCGUCUUCCGCAGCGACAUCGAGACCGACUUCAAGGUGGAGCCCGAGGCGGUGCAGAAGCUGAUCGACGACCUGGACGCGGCGCUCAAGUUCAGCAUCGUCGAAGAGGGCCGGCUGUCGCUCGACGACAUCACCAACUACGACGAGGUCAAGGCCGAGAUCCAGCGCAUGCUCGAGGUGAUGCGCGACGCGCCGCUGCGCAAGGACCCGCCGCUCAUCUACCACCUCGACGUGGCGGCCAUGUACCCCAACAUCAUGCUUUCCAACCGGCUGCAGCCGGACUCGGUCGUCAGCGAGGCCAUGUGCGCCACGUGCGACUACAACCGGCCCGGCAUGAAGUGCGAUCGGCGGAUGAACUGGGCGUGGCGUGGCGAGUACUUCCCCGCCAAGCGCGACGAGGUCAACAUGAUCAAGAACGCCCUGUCGAGCGAGACGUUCCCGCCCAAGUUUGCCGGCGGCCCGCGCAGGACGUUCGACGACCUCGGCCAGGCGGAGCGGACGGCGCUGCUGCACAAGCGGCUCGGCGACUACAGCCGCAAGGUCUACAAGAAGACGCACGAGUCCAAGACGGUCGUCCGCGAGGCCGUCAUCUGCCAGCGCGAGAAUCCAUUCUACAUCAACACGGUGCGCGACUUCCGCGACCGCCGGUACGAGUACAAGGGGCUGCACAAGACGUGGAAAAAGAACCUCGACCAGGCCGCGUCGCUCAACGAGACCGUCGAGGCCAAGAAGAUGAUCGUCCUCUACGACUCGCUGCAGCUGGCGCACAAGUGCAUCCUCAACUCGUUCUACGGCUACGUCAUGCGCAAGGGCGCGCGCUGGUACUCGAUGGAGAUGGCCGGUGUCACCUGCCUCACGGGCGCCACCAUCAUCCAGCUGGCAAAGGACCUCGUCGACCGCAUCGGUCGCCCGCUCGAGCUCGACACCGACGGCAUCUGGUGCAUGCUGCCCGGCGUGUUCCCGGAGAACUUCGAAUUCCGGUGCCGCAACGGCAAGAAAUUCGGCAUCUCGUAUCCGUGCACCAUGCUCAACCACCUGGUGCACGAAAAGUUCACCAACCACCAGUACCACGACCUCGUCGACAAGGAGAGCGGCCGGUACGAGGUGCGCAGCGAGAACUCGAUCUUUUUCGAGCUCGACGGGCCGUACCGCGCCAUGAUCCUGCCCUCGAGCAAGGAGGAGGACAAGCUGCUCAAGAAGCGCUACGCCGUCUUCAACCACGACGGCUCGCUCGCCGAGCUCAAGGGCUUCGAGGUCAAGCGCCGCGGCGAGCUGCAGCUGAUCAAGGAUUUCCAGAAGCAGAUCUUUGAAAAGUUCCUGCUCGGCACCACGCUCGACGAGUGCUACGCCGCCGUCGCCAAGGUGGCCAACCAGUGGCUCGACGUCCUCUACAGCAAGGGCUCGACGCUCCACGACGAGGAGCUCAUCGACCUCAUCGCCGAGAACAAGAGCAUGUCCAAGACGCUGCAGGAGUACGGCGCGCAGAAGUCGACGGCCAUCACGACGGCCAAGCGGCUGGCCGAGUUCCUCGGCGCCCAGAUGAUCAAGGACAAGGGCCUGGCGUGCAAGUUCAUCGUGUCGGCCAAGCCCUUCGGCGCCCCCGUCACUGAGCGCGCCGUGCCCGUCGCCAUCUUCAACGCCGAGACCAGCGUCAAGCACCACUACCUCAAGAAGUUCCUCAAGGACAACAGCAUCACCGACUUUGACCUGCGCAGCAUCCUCGACUGGGACUACUACAUCGAGCGCUUCGGCGGCGUCAUCCAGAAGCUCAUCACCAUCCCCGCCGCCAUGCAGAAGGUCAUCAACCCGGUGCCGCGCGUCCGGCACCCGGACUGGCUCUUCAAGCGCGUCGCCGCCAAGGAGGACAAGUUCAAACAGAAGAAGCUCACCGACGUCUUCAAGCCGGCCAAGCCCGGGCUCGCCACCGUCCGAGCCGGCAGCGACAAGCCGAUCACCGAGGUCCAGGCCGAGGUGAUCGAGGAGGCGGCCGACGGCAGCCCCGUGGCGAUCGCCGCACCGGCCGACGUGCGUCCCAUCCCCGUGGCCGAGAUCGAGCCAGAGCCGCCGCUGCCGGACAUGGACGACGAUUAUCCCGGAUGGGUCGCCGCGAUGAAGGUCAGGUGGCGCAAGCGCCGGCAGCAGCGCGCCCGGGAGCGCAAGGAGCUGGCCAGCAUGGGCGGCGGCCUCUCUGCGGGCUCGCGCGCGGCCGGCAAGGGCGCGGUCGGCUCGCUGUUUUCGCGCCGGUCGAUGAGCAUGGCCACCGCCACCUGGGACGUGGUGCAGAUCUGCCCGACCAACCGACCGGGCGAGUUCCGCCUGUGGAUCUCGAUCGACCAGCACCUGCAGAGCCUCAAGCUCCGCGUCCCGCGCCAGUUCUAUGUCAACUUCAAGCAGAUGCCCCGCGCCGGCACGUUUGCCGACAGCUACCGCGUCGAGAGCCUGGUCCGCACGCUGCCUCGCGGCGCGCCCUGCCGCCACCUUUUCCGCAUCACGGUGCCCGAAGACGUCUACCUCGAGGAGGAGGCGCACUUCUCCGCCCUCCUCAACCACGCUAACGUCGACGGCAUCUACGAGAUGCGCGUGCCCCUCGAGGUGCGGGCGCUCAUCCAGCUCGGCUCGACCUGCACCAUGAACCGCAGCGGCGGCGCGGGCCAGAACAAGCUCAGCCGCGCCCUCGACGCCGGCUUCGAGCUGGCCGAUCUGGUCAGCCCCAGCUCGGUCGAUCUGCUGCGCCACCGCUACCUCGGCGGGGGCCGCAACCUGCGCUACUUUUACCUCUACCAUGCCAACCGCGACGGGCGCCACGUCUUCGGCCUCUUCACGCCCGAGGGCCAGCUCAAGGUGCACAUUGUCGACUCGGCCGGCCUGCGCCAGCUGCCCAACCUCGAGACCAUGUACGCCGACCGCGUCGCCCACAUGCGCAAGAAGGGCAAGCUGCCCGAGGGAGCGGGCGUCUUCGAGUACGGCGAUGCGCUCGACGUCGAGGUCAAGGUGCACACGACCGAGGCGCGCGCCUUCCGCGCGCUCGGGCGGGAUCUGACCACGCUGCGCACGGCCAAGCAGGGCUCGGCGAUGCUGGCCAUCUGCACGUCCAAGGACCAGCAGUACUACGAGGCCAAGAUGAGCCAGGUGGCCGAGCUGCCGAUCAUCACGAUCCCGGCGGCCCGCCUCGAAGACGAACUGCCGGCGCUCGGCUGGCAGCUCUACAGCGCGCGCCGGAUGUUCAACUGCUACUUCCGCACGUCGCUCUGGAUCAGCCGCUGGAUCGAGCUGGCGACCCACUUUGACGUGCCGCUGUGCAACGUCGAGCGCGACUUUGCCGUGUUUGGCAGCGACAUUGACUUUGCCCGGCGGCUGGUCAAGCAGGACAUGGUGCUCUGGUGGUCCGACAACCCGCAGCCGGACCUCGGCGGGCGCGAGCAGGACAUCAACGCGCUGCAGCGGUGGGACGAGCGCGAGGGCCUCGAGAUCUCGCACGCCGGCUGCUUUUCCAACGUCUGCCUCGAGGUGGCGCUGACGGACCUGGCGGUCGACGCCGUGCUGCAGUCGGGCUCGGUCAACGAGAUGGAGGGCAGCGGUGCCGGAUCGAUGGCGUUCGACACCUCGUCGCACAACCUCGACGAGUACAGCCGCGGCACGGUCGAGUCGUCGACGGUGCUGGGCGACUCGGUGCUGACGUCGCAGGUCUUCACCGCCGUCAAGGCCAUGGUCAAGGCGUGGCACGUCGACAAGGCGCGCGGCCGCUCUCCCUACAGCUCGCUGCUGUCGGACAACUUCUGGCGCUGGGCGUCCAACAGCACCUCGGCCAUGUUUGAGCCGGCGCUGCAGCGCUUCCUUCACGACCUGAUGAAGAAGACGCUUCUGCAGCUGCUGGCCGAGUUCAAGCGGCUCGGCGCCAGCAUCGUCUAUGCCAGCUUCAACCGCCUCUUCCUGCUGACCAACAAGCCGACCGCCGGCAGCGCCGCCGCCUACGCGCGCUACCUGAUGAGCGCCGUGACGAGCCGCGAGCUGUUCAAGCACAUCCGCCUCGACCUGGUCCACUACUGGGAGUACCUGCUAUGGAUGGACACGGCCAACUUUGGCGGUGUCUGCGCGGACCCCGAGAGCCCCGAGGAGCUGCCGGCGUCGUUCAGCGUCGAGAUGAACUGGAACAUCCAGACGUUCCUGCCGCCGGCGCUGCAGGAGCGCUUCAGCAAUGCCGUCGGCAGCUUCAUCUUCCAGCUGUACGAAAACAAGCGGCGCGCCCACACCGACGGCCUGCUGGACCGCACGCCGCUCAAGCAGAUCCAAAAUCCUCCCGCGGCCAACGGCGACGGCGGCGGCGGCGGCAGCGGCAGCGGUAACGGCAACGGCAACGGCGGCGAGGCCGAGCUGCCGAGCUCGACUGCCCUGCAGCCGGUGGAUCCGGUCAAGGCGAGGGAGUCCAAGUUCUCCAAGGAUCUAAUCAACCACAACAUGACGCGCAAGCUGCUGCGGGUGGUCGAGGAGGUCAAGAAGGACAUGGCGCGCGGCACGGCCGAGAUCAGUGCGGCCACGGCGGCCGAGGAGGACGACGAGUACAUCGACAUGCUCUCGACGCAGCACAAGGCGCGGUGGAGCUUCCCGGAGCUGCCGGGUGCGAGCCACGUCAAGAUGACGUCGCCGCUGCUCGAGUUUGUCAAGAGCGUGACGGCGGUGCUGGCGCUGUCCAAGGAGCACGCCGUCGAGGCGCAGGUGUGCAAGCGCAACCUGCUCGACCUGAUCGGGGUGCGCGAGUUCAGCACCGAGGCAGAGUGGCGCAACCCGUGCGAGCCGUUCCGGCUGCCGCUCGUCAUCUGCCAGUUUUGCAACGACGAUCGCACCCUCGACCUGUGCCGUGACGCCGACCUGAUGCCGUCGGAGCCGGGCAAGCGGCGCGAGUGGCGGUGCAGCAAGUGCUCGUUUCCCUACGACCGCACCGCCAUCGAGACGCGGCUGGUCGACAUCGCCCACGGCUACAUUGCCUCGUUCACGCUCCAGGACCUGCGGUGCAACCGGUGUGGCGUGCUCAAGGACGACUCGCUGCAGCCCCACUGCGACUGCUCGGGCAGCUACGGCCUCAUGGUGACGCGCAAGGAGACGGUGCGCAAGCUCAGGAACCUCCAGGCCAUUGCGUCGUUCCACGCCCUCGAUCUGCUCCGCGGCGCCGUCGAGGCGCUCCUCGUCGCCGUCUGA